AUGGAGGCACAGACUGAAAUGAUGGGCCAUAAACCAAGGAAUGUUGGCAGCCACCAGAGCUGGAAGAGGCAAGGAAUGGAUUCUCCCCUAGAGUCUCCAAGACACAGUGUGGCCUCAAUGAAACUGAUUUUGGACCUCAGGCCUCCAGAAUGCCUGGAAGAGGGGCCCACUUAUCUCAUCAGUGCGUUUGGAACAGAUGACCAAACUGAAAUCUGUAAGCAGAUUUUGACUAAAGGAGAGGUUCAAGUAUCAGAUAAAGAACGGCACACGCAGCUGGAGCAGAUGUUUAGGGACAUUGCAACAAUUGUAGCAGACAAAUGUGUGAAUCCUGAAACAAAGAGACCAUACACUGUUAUCCUUAUUGAGAGAGCCAUGAAGGAUAUCCACUAUUCAGUCAAACCCAACAAAAGUACGAAACAGCAGGCUUUGGAAGUGAUAAAACAGUUAAAAGAGAAAAUGAAGAUAGAACGUGCCCACAUGAGACUUCGAUUCAUUCUUCCAGUGAAUGAAGGGAAGAAGCUGAAAGAAAAGCUCAAGCCAUUGAUCAAGGUUAUAGAAAGUGAAGACUACAGUCAACAGUUAGAAAUUGUAUGUCUGAUUGACCCAGGCUGCUUCAGAGAAAUUGAUGAGCUAAUUAAAAAGGAGACAAAAGGCAAAGGUUCCUUGGAAGUACUCAAUUUGAAAGAUGUGGAGGAAGGAGAUGAGAAAUUUGAAUGACAUUCAUCAGUGUCUUCAGCUAUAAAACACAAAAGUGUUUUCA
Choloepus didactylus (southern two-toed sloth) is the source of this 760-nucleotide messenger RNA. RefSeq names its product ribosome maturation protein SBDS-like. Lineage: Eukaryota; Metazoa; Chordata; Mammalia; Pilosa; Megalonychidae. The record is from RefSeq and is a predicted model, not a curated record. The transcript is spliced from 2 exons. Bases 1 to 717 code for a protein of 238 amino acids. Gene Ontology annotation, biological process: ribosome biogenesis.